AUGGAGAGGGAGGGCAGCGAUGUCAUCAUGCCGGACGUGGCCGCGCCCCCGCCGCCUCCGUCUGGGGGAGGGCGAGACAAGCAGCCGGCGGCCCCGCCAGUGCCACCAGCCGGAGGCAAGGUGGCGACGGGCCCGACUCCUGAGGUCCACACACCCACACGCCAUCGCCUUGCGAAGGCGGCCUCGGCACCGCGCCCGCAGGAAACCAGCGCCGCGAGCUCGUCUAUCCCGGACGCCGAGGUGACCAGUGUCGCGCCCACCGGCUGGGUGCACGGGGGCGGGAUGGGGGCCUUAAACCAAGUUGUCCUCGACGUGCAGGCCAAACUCCGCGGCGAGGCCGAUGCCCUUAAGCGGUGCAACAAGGCGUUUUUGAAUUCGCGAGCGGCCAUACGGGAUUAUCAUAACCUCCGCGCGGCCUCCUUCAACUCCAACGUUCGGGAGCUAGAUCAGAAGACCGCCGACUUGUCAGAAAGCCGGAAGGCCAACGCCGCCUUGCAGCAGCGGCUGGGCGAAGCCAAUACCGUGCUGCGUGCCAAGGAGGCCGAGUGCAGCAAAGUGGCGGAAGAGCGUGACCGGCUGGUCACACAGCUGGCGGAGCAGGCAGAGCAUCUCAAGAAGGCCCAGAAGGAGGCGGGGGACAAUGAGGCCGGUCUCCUAGCUGAGUUCGAGACCGAACGCUCCGCCUGGACCGACAAAGAGGCGAUGCUGACUGCCGGCUUCGACUUCUUCCCUGGCCACUCCAUUGCUGCCAAUCAGGCCAUCGAGGCUGAUCAUGAAGGGCGGAGGGCGGAAGGUGCAGAGAUUGCUGCCAACGCCCCCCGAACCCUCAGCGACCAGCUUCUCAGCAUCUAG
Aegilops tauschii subsp. strangulata is the source of this 852-nucleotide messenger RNA. Lineage: Eukaryota; Viridiplantae; Streptophyta; Magnoliopsida; Poales; Poaceae. The record is from RefSeq and is a predicted model, not a curated record.